Messenger RNA from Macadamia integrifolia, 1308 nucleotides. Its product is annotated as probable galacturonosyltransferase 7. The transcript has 3 exons. The record is from RefSeq and is a predicted model, not a curated record. NCBI's taxonomy places the organism in Eukaryota, Viridiplantae, Streptophyta, Magnoliopsida, Proteales, Proteaceae. The coding region runs from base 42 to 1208 and encodes 388 amino acids. Gene Ontology annotation, molecular function: polygalacturonate 4-alpha-galacturonosyltransferase activity.
UCUUUUCUUGUUCUGACAGUAUUAGGAAGAGGUUACAGAAGAUGGAAAGUACAACAGCCAAGGCUAAAGCAAUUGUCAUGGAUUGCAAUAAUGUUGAUAAAAAAUUGAGACAGAUUCUUGACCUGACCGAGGACGAAGCCCACUUCCACAUGAAGCAGAGUGCCUUCCUCUAUCAUCUUGCAGUCCAGACCAUGCCCAAGAGUCACCACUGCCUGUCAAUGAGAUUGACUGUGGAACAUUUUAGAUCUCCCUUGCUUGAUAAGGAUCUCUUAGUAGCUGAGAGAUAUGUAAAUCCAGCAUUACAUCACUUUGUAAUCUUCUCCAACAACAUACUUGCUUCUUCAGUUGUUAUCAACUCAACUGUGAUGCUGGCAAAAGAAAGCGGGAAUCAGGUUUUUCAUGUUCUGACUGAUGGGCAGAAUUACUUUGCCAUGGAGCUAUGGUUUUCCAAAAACUACUAUAAGGAGGCCACCAUUCGGGUUGUGAACAUUGAAGAUCUUAAUCUGGACACCCAGGAUACUCCUACAUUGUUGGAUUUAUCAUUGCCUGAGGAAUUCCGUAUUUCUUUUCAAAGUGCUAGUAAAUCUCCUACAACCAAGCUGAAAACUGAAUAUAUCUCAGUUUUUGGCCAUUUACAUUUUCUUCUUCCUGAAAUAUUCAAGAAUCUGAAGAAAGUGGUAGUUCUGGAUGAUGAUGUUGUUGUCCAGCGAGAUUUAUCCCCCUUGUGGAGCUUUGACAUGGAAGGGAAGGUAAAUGGUGCUGUCCAGUUUUGUGCGGUGAGAUUGGAUCGGCUGAAAAAUUAUUUGGCCGAAAAAAGUUUUGACAGAAAUUCUUGCACUUGGUUGUCUGGACUCAAUAUAGUUGAUCUGGUGAGAUGGAGGGAGCUGGACCUUACUGAAAACUACCGGAGGUUGCUCCAAGAUCAACAGCGCGGCAGCAGGGAGGAAUCACUGAGAGCUGGAUUAUUGCCUGCAAGCUUGCUUACAUUCCAGAACCUGGUUUAUCCUCUGGACGGUUCAUGGGCUUUGUCAGGACUGGGUCAUGAUUACAAUAUUGAUUCCCAAGCCAUUAGGAGGGCUGCAGUGUUGCAUUAUAAUGGUAAUAUGAAACCGUGGCUUGAGCUGGGGAUUCCAAAAUAUAAAGGGUACUGGAAGAAGUUUCUAAAGCAAGAGGACCAGUUCAUGAGUGAAUGCAAUGUGAACCCCUAGUAAACCACUCAUCUGAGUUGUGCCGUCACCCAGAAUCAGGGAAGUUGUGGGUUCAGCAAGAAGAAUGAUGAACUUGGUGUUCACUAUUUCAUUUGUGUGU